Messenger RNA from Penicillium nucicola, 1491 nucleotides. RefSeq names its product tRNA 1-methyladenosine methyltransferase subunit GCD14 (gene trm61). The record is from RefSeq and is a predicted model, not a curated record. The transcript has a single exon. Bases 1 to 1491 code for a protein of 496 amino acids. Gene Ontology annotation, cellular component: nucleus; tRNA (m1A) methyltransferase complex. Gene Ontology annotation, biological process: tRNA methylation. Lineage: Eukaryota; Fungi; Ascomycota; Eurotiomycetes; Eurotiales; Aspergillaceae.
AUGCCGUCUCCAUUCUUGACGCCGAGCGCUACGGCGGACGCAGACAGUCUGGCCCUCUUACAGCUGCGUCGCGACCAGAUAAUUCCGGCCAUCCUCCGUACAUAUGACGACGAGAACCAAGGCUAUCUGGAAGGAAAAGUGGCCAACACUCGAUUCGGAUCAUUCCCACACAGCACUCUGAUCGGCAAACCCUGGGGCUCACAAAUCGUCGCAUCCAAAGUCGAUACAGGCUCCCGCGGCCGCAGAAACACCUCGAAGCGCAAGGCCGAUGAACUUGACGGAUCAGCCGCAACAACACCCGCAGAAGAUGAAAAGCCCGAAUUGAAAACCGCCGUCGCCGCCACCAGUGGUUUCCUACACAUUCUGGCCCCAACCCCCGAAGCCUGGACCCUAUCUCUCCCCCACCGCACCCAGGUCGUCUACACACCCGACUACAGCUAUAUCCUCCACCGACUGCGCGCACGACCAGGAAGCACAGUCAUAGAAGCCGGAGCCGGCAGUGGCUCUUUCACACACGCGGCCGUUCGCGCCGUAUUCAAUGGCUACCCAGAAACCGCCCAAGCGACAAAACGCCGCUGUCUAGGAAAAGUGUGCAGUUUCGAGUUCCACGAGCAGCGCGUCGGAAAGGUACAGGCAGAACUCAAGGACCACGGGCUCGAUGGGCUUGUGGAGGUUACGCAUCGCGACGUCUACGAAGAUGGUUUCCUACUCGGUGAUCCCAAGACCGGCCAAUCACCCAAGGCCAAUGCCAUCUUCCUGGAUCUGCCUGCGCCCUGGCUAGCACUGAAGCAUCUCACGCGCAACCCUCCCUCCGGCGAGUCAGCGCUGGACCCAUUAUCGCCGAUCUAUAUAUGCACUUUCUCGCCUUGUCUCGAACAGGCCGAGCGCACGAUCCGUACUAUGCGCCAGUUAUCAUGGCUGAAUAUUUCCAUGGUGGAGGUUGCUCAGCGUCGGAUUGAUGUGCGGCGGGACCGAGUCGGUUUAGAUACUGAGGGUGUGCGUGGUGCAACACUGUACCCGAAGACUGUCGAGGAGGCGGUUGUCAAGCUGCGCAGCGAUGAACAGCGCGCCAAGCGAAUCCGUGAACACCGGGCAAACAGGGAGAACCCCGAUUACCAGCCCAUUGUGGAGAAUGCGCCGGCUUACAAGGACGCAGCUUCUGAUGCGCCUUCAUAUGCUCUUGGUCGCUUGACGCAUCGCACAGAGCCGGAUCUCAAGACUCAUACUUCAUACUUGGUUUUUGCUAUCUUGCCCCGCGAUUGGUCUGAAGAGGAUGAGCAGCGAUGCAGACAGCAGUGGCCCUCUGAGAAGAUUGCUAAGCCCGAUGAUAACCCGACUAAGAGCAAGAAGCAGAUGAAAAAGGAGGCUGCGUUGGAGCGGAUACGCCUUCGGGAGGAGAAGAAGCAACAGGAGCUGGAGGCUCAGACUGAGGAGACGACUGAGGCAGAGGCUAAAACUGAUGCACAGCCUGAGGAGAUGACCGACGCAUGA